UCUUUAACGGUUAAUAACUUGUUUCGCGAGGCAUGUCGCAUUUUUUUUGCCGGAAUCUUUCGUUUUGAGUGAAAAUGCAUCGAAUUAGUAUUAUACAUUUUUAUUAAGAUUGGAGGUGAGAAGAGCAUUUUAUAUAAUUACCAAAGUGGAAAGAUAAGGGAUAAAUAAUAAGCCAUUAUUUCGAAACAAGAAACUACACUACAUGACACUGCACUAUGUCGGAUAAAAAAACUGUAUUUGUUACAGUUGGCACAACAAAAUUUGAUGAUUUGAUAACUACAGUAUUGAGUCGUGCAGUUCUGGAGGCCCUAUCAGCACGUAAUUACAGGCAUCUAAUCUUGCAAAUUGGCAAUAGCAAAUUAGAACCGGAUUGUACUGCACGUUAUGGCUUCCAUAAGAUAGAAAUUUUUAGAUUAAGUCCAUCCAUUGGAGAAUAUCUGCAACUGACAGACCUUGUGAUAAGCCAUGCAGGUGCAGGAAGCGUGCUGGAAGCUUUAGAAAGACGCAAACACUUAAUUGUGGUGACCAAUGAUCUCCUCAUGGACAAUCAUCAGAUUGAACUGGCUGAGCAGCUGUACAAAGACGAACAUUUGUAUUAUUGUACUUGUAAGAAUUUGUUGCACGUCAUACAAACAAUGGACCUUGCAAAGUUAAAGCCAUUUACCAAUGACAAUAGUGCAGAUAUUGCUAAUUUUAUUGAUAAAGUAAUGGGAUUUAGGUGACAGUGUUGAGGCUGUUUUGCCUUUUUUUU
Messenger RNA from Trachymyrmex cornetzi, 751 nucleotides. It is a transcript of the gene Alg13, whose product is annotated as Alg13 UDP-N-acetylglucosaminyltransferase subunit. Bases 216 to 722 code for a protein of 168 amino acids. The transcript has 2 exons. Gene Ontology annotation, biological process: dolichol-linked oligosaccharide biosynthetic process. The record is from RefSeq and is a predicted model, not a curated record. Gene Ontology annotation, molecular function: hexosyltransferase activity. NCBI's taxonomy places the organism in Eukaryota, Metazoa, Arthropoda, Insecta, Hymenoptera, Formicidae.